Neurospora crassa OR74A is the source of this 825-nucleotide messenger RNA. RefSeq lists its product as hypothetical. The transcript has a single exon. Bases 1 to 825 code for a protein of 274 amino acids. The record is from RefSeq and is a predicted model, not a curated record. NCBI's taxonomy places the organism in Eukaryota, Fungi, Ascomycota, Sordariomycetes, Sordariales, Sordariaceae.
AUGUCUAAUAUCAAGAGGAAACCGUUAGACCAAAAAAGCACAAUGUCGACACCCGCCACCAGCCCUGCAAAGACGAGCCAACGCGAGACUCUCACUUCCACCACUUCCACCACUCCCAUCGCUCCCACCACGAACUCAGAUCCAAAUCCAAACCCACCACAGCUCCUCGACCUCCCAACCCUUACCGACACCUUCUCCCAAGUGGCCGACAAACUCUCCGCCCUCGCCUCCGUCGUCGCGCAGGGCGGCAGCAUCGCCGUCGCCACUGGGUGUACCGCCGCCACCGUCGCCGAGCGCAACGGAAUUCCUGGCGCCAGCACCACCCUCUCCCUAGCCGAAGUAGCCGAGCUACGAACUAUUCGAAGAGUACUUGAUACAGCCUCGGAGGUACAUGCCCGUGUCAAGCGCGAGAUGCGGCAGUUGAGCAAGCAGCAUCACGUGUCCAGCGAGAUAGUGCGCGGUCGACUGGUUAGUUUGCAGGCUAAGAAUCCCCGGUCAAAGCACCAUAGGAGGAAGUUCAGGGGUGGGAGGAUAAUUAGUGGGAGAGCCGAUUCGAAUAUCGCAGCUGGGGCUGGCGGGUCACAAUUUCCAAACUUUAGUGCGGAUUUAAUCCCCAAAGAACAUCGUCGUUCUGUUGGGGACCUCCUGCGGGGUACGUGUUUCGAGGGCGUCCAGAAUUCUACGUCCACGCUUGAACGCAGUGUUGCAACGCCCGACUCUGCUCAGACACACAAGUCAUCUGUUAAAGGCGGUCAGCAAACCCCAAAGCAUAACUUUGGCGAUGGGGAGGGGCGUGAAGAGACGGUUGUCUUGGAGGAGAAGUGA